AUGUUGACAGCUCUGUCACUGGAGGUAACAAAAAGUCGUGCCUUCUCCUUUUCGCUACCUGCAGCAAAGGCCGAGUGGUCCGAGUGAAAAGAGAAACCAAUCGCCCUUUCAUUACAGUUUCAGUGAACGAAGUUUACCAUUAUGGCUACGUCGUCAGGCAAAAAAGGGAAGAAGACUUCCAAGAAGAACAAGCUCUCGCUCGGAGAGUUCCUCACCGAUGGCAACGCGGCUGCGGUUUCGCAGAUCCAGGUCGCCGUUCCGGUCAAGUUGAGCAACUGGGCCGACGAGUGCGACGAGGACGAAGAUGAUCGUCCGGUCCGCACCCAGAUGAUUGCCCUUCCGACGGCACCGCGGGCCACCCGGCUGCUGAACGAUGACACCGUUCCGCACAACCCGCCCUACCAGGCGUACAUCUCCAAUCUGCCGUACGAUCUGACCGACGGCGAUGUGUACGACUUCUUUGCCGACAUGGAGAUCGCUUCGCUGCGUUUGCCGACGCGCGACGAUGGCGAACCCGGACGGCUCCGGGGAUACGGAUACGUGGAGUUCGUCAAGCGGCAGGAUCUGAUCGAUGCGCUGUCUAUCACGGAACCGGUCAUUCACGGCCGUCGCAUCCGCAUUGACCUGUCCAGCGAAAGCGAUCGCGGAAGACAGCAGCGUAACCGCGGCUACGACAACUACGGAGGUGACUCGGAUCGUCCUAUGGGCAACUGGCGUGAUGGACCUCGCGCAAAUGCUGAUCGCGACCAAGGCCAGAGACGGCCCUAUCAGAAUAACUACAAUCGCGAUCGUGGAGAUCGCGAAGAUCGUGAACGCUACCCCUCAGAUAGCGGUGCCGGCGGUAACUGGCGUCUCGGAGACCGACCCACUCAGCCUCCACCACAAUCGCCACCUUCCAGCCGGAGAGGCUACGAUCGUGGAGAUCGCGGUGAUCGUGGCUUCCGGCGAGGAGGUGAUCUCUCCGGUGAUCGCGGCGGUCGACGAGAUCGCGAUGACGGACCACCGAUGGAGCGACCAAAGCUUGUCCUGCAGCCACGCACAUUGCCACUUCCGGAGAAGCCCAAACCGGAACCGGAAGAUUCCGAAGAGCGCGAUUCCAGCCGGGAUCGUAAGUACGAUUCGGAGGCUUCCGAGAACAAGGAAAACGAAGAGCAAAAAGAAACCCGCCCAAAACCAACCCCAGUGCCCGCGGCGAACAUUUUCGGAGCGGCCAAACCGGUGGACACCGCUGCCAAGCUGAAGGAAAUCGAAGAACGAAUUUCCGAGAAGCAACGGCUGGAGAAGGAGGAGCGCGCCCGCAAGAGGGCUGCUGCCGCCGCCGAAUCCGCCGCGGCCGUGGCCGGAUCCUCGGCCGAUGAAGACGGCAAGGAAAAGUCCGACCCCAGCAAGGACGAAUCCGCCGAAGAACAUUCCGACGAACGCCGGGAGCAACCGGAAGCGAAGAAACCGGAGGAACCCGUCAACUGGCGGGUGCGGACCACCGACGACAACAACAGAGACAACGAACGGCGGAGGUACAGCCCCUCGCGGAACUACACCAAACGAUCCGAUGAUUACUCAGACAAUCGGGACAAUCGGGACCGGGGAAUGAACCGGGACAAUCGCAACAUGAGAGACAACAGACGAGAUUACAAUCGGCCAGGCGAUCGGGAUCGUGACCGCGGCUACCGGGGAGACCGUGACCGGGACAUGAACCGCGGCGGCGGCGGUGGCGUCGCCGGCAGUGGCCGUGACAUGCGGGACGACCGCGAUCGGCGGGAAAAUGUGCGACCGUACGACCAGCGAGAUCGCGAUCAGAUACCGAUCGAAGAGCGUAUGCCAAAACUCCAGGAAUCGACUGGACCCAAUCUAUCAAUGAAGAACACGUUCGAGGGAUUGUCGGCGGACGAAGUCGACGAUUAAGCCUGCUGUCCAGCCACCAGUAAGUCACAUUUGUACGUGCGCGUUCCAAUCUCAAAUCUAAGCGAAACAAAAGAGAGGUAAGACGGGGAGGGUCCUCCGGAUUCAGUGAGGGGGACCGUAAGUUCACAGGAGAAGAUCAGCUAACUAAGUAGUAUUGGUAAUUAUACAAGAAACACAAGGGAGAACCGAUUUCCGAUUGGAACCAAUAGAUUUUUUUCGAUUCAAAGCGGACAGAAGGACGACACAAGGAAGUACUAGGAGGAGCGAUCAAUAUAGAUAUCAGAAAACAGGAAGAAGCAGAAGGACUAGCACACACAGAGAUCACAUAGGGACGAUAGCGACGGAGUGUGAGACGCAUACACACCUACAGACAGACAGACAUACACACUCAGAGACCGGGACCGCUAGAAAGGGGGUCGGUCACUGACUAGGGGAUAGGUUACAAUAGCGCUUAGAGUGCUAGUUAAGUCCAGACUAAGACAAUGCUGCCGCUGGCAAGGAGCUGACAGGGCGAUGGAAAUGCUGUUCCUGUGCCCGCGAGUAUGGGCAGCAUUUCCAUCGCCCGGUCAAUUUCAGCAGCCAACAACCGUGUGUGCGUGUGUGUGGGAACAUUGUGGAACGGACAGGGGGCCGGGGUAGAAUAGAUGAAAGUUUGUAAAAUAUUCUCUUCGCCGUGUGUGUAAUUUAUGUGUAUGUACCCAAAUCGAGACCCGGCUUUCACGGUGUUUUACCGAACUUGUGCGAAUGUUAGUGUUAUAAGGGUUGAUGCGAAAGUGUCCGUCUGUGCGUGUGUGGUGCAUGUAACACAUAGGAAACAUUUGUUCUAAGAAAAUUUGACCGUCGAUUAUUGGAUUUCUGUUGAACAAAAUGCUGAAAUCGAUGACUGAACGAUGAUGUCGUUCCUACGAUUAUCACGAAAAAGACAGUCGAAGUCAGUAGUUGCAUUUUUUGAUAAGACAAUUUUACAAUCACACACAUACACACAUACAUUGAUUGCAGUAGUAGCAGCAUGGAAACUCAAUACUCGUUCACUAUCGUAGUAUGAAUAGUAUAUAUGUAUGUAAAUCCAGAGAAAGAGAAUCCACACGAGCGCAGCAGUGCUGUACAGAAGUUGAAAACGAAUACAAACCGCAGUUAUCAAAAUCCGUAUGUUUGAAAUCUUCCCUUUACCUAUAUCCAAAUCGGCAACAUUAUGAUUUUUACUCAUUUUCAGUGCUACCAGCUUGGCUUUGAAAUGGUCAUGUUAGUUUGCACAUACUCACACACAUACAUACCACAUACAGACAAAUUUGAAAUUUCUGCUUUGAUUCGUUUUGGCCAACUGUGCGGCACCGAUCCGCAAUGAUCCUCGUCAAGCCUUCGACCAGUAAUCUUCGUUUUGCAUUGUUUCAUUCGUUGGAUUCCUUCUCCUUCGUCAUCGUCGUCGUCUUCGUCAGUGUGUGCGUCUGUCUCAUCGGUGUAAGAGUUUAGAAUACGAUGUGUGUGACCAUGAUUUGAAUUCAUAACGAAGAGAGAUAGAGAGAGAGAGUGUGUUGCCGAGAAACAGAAAAACUGAUUCCAAACUGUGUGCUGAUAGAAUGUGUUUAGUUUUUUGUUCUGGCAAUGAUUUCCCCCAGUUUGUUUCUUCUAUUGUUUUCUCUUUUUUAUACAUAUAUAAAUAGGAAUGUAUAACAUUUACAUAUUUGUGUUUUAUUCUAUGAAGAAAAGCUGCAAAACAAACUCCCGCGACCCCAAAACUAUUGUCGGGGCAGGAAAUUGCUUUAUUGUUAUGAAACAAUAUUCGCUGAUGUUAGGACGCACUAUCGGUUGAUUAAGGUUAGGUAGUCCAAAUCUGAGCAAAUUAUUAUCUGCCGUCGCCUUCUUUUGCGUAUGAUAUACAACUUAUACAGAAUCACACACAUACACCCAUACCCUAAUAAUAAACUGGCAACGUUUCUUUACAACUAACAAGGAAGCUCUUGCUCAUAGAUAAUCAAGGAUGAAGAUAUAAGCAAAAUAGUUAAUUUACUUGUUUAAUAAAAAUACAUGGGGACUGUAAAAAAAAAACUAAAAAUUAUUGCCGCUUUUUUGUCGCAAAUUAGUUAUCUAUUGAUGCUGAUUUACAUAUUUUCUGUUUUCUUCCGAGGGCGUAUAAAGGAAUUAUUUAGUUCUACUACUACUAAUUACCCGUACCCAUAUGUAAGCUACCGCAUACGGAAAGCUAGGAAAAACUAAACUGGAAAAGGCAAUUACAAGCAUAUACAUCUAAGGA
Aedes albopictus (Asian tiger mosquito) is the source of this 4153-nucleotide messenger RNA. RefSeq names its product eukaryotic translation initiation factor 4B (gene eIF4B). Lineage: Eukaryota; Metazoa; Arthropoda; Insecta; Diptera; Culicidae. The record is from RefSeq and is a predicted model, not a curated record. The coding region runs from base 142 to 1902 and encodes 586 amino acids. The transcript has 5 exons. Gene Ontology annotation, molecular function: RNA binding.